AUGUCUGACCUUGACCGUGAUAGUGAGGCCUCCUCCGUUGACGAAUUAACCAAGCGGUUCGUCACGCUGCUGAGCAAAGAGGAUUUUGAGACACAUGUGGUGGGGGAACCCGAGGCUCUCUGUGCGCUGGUAGUUACGACUUUCUUAUGUCCACACAGCGCCAAACUGUUACCACUCGUGAAGGAACGUUUUGUGCUGCGGGACCGUCACCAAACCCGGCGCGUGCGGUAUUUUAAUGUCGCUCUUGUCCCUGAGGAGCGAACAAAUAUUCAGCAACUUAUUGAAAAGGAUCCGGUGUAUAUUGCUACGAAGCGCCCACCCAGUAAGGUGCAGAAGCAAGAGUUGCACAGACAGGCAUAUGAGAUGCUCGUAGAGCUGUUAUUGUUUUUAGAAGUUCGCAGCACCCCCUGCAUGUUGUUUUUUGUACAGGGAAAGAUUGUAAAGGAUUCGGAUGAUUUAAAUGCGCCACGUCUGAUUGCGGAAGGGAGUUCCACGGCGAAAUGGGAGGCAGUAUUGCAGAAUGCUGUUAUUCGCCGCAACACUAUUAUGAAGGAAUACGACGAGGCGAAACGAAUGGAGAAGCGGCGAUUAGAGCGUGAGAGGCGGCGCGAGGCGAGGAGACGUGCGAGGGAAGAAGAAGCGGAAGAGAAUGAAGAGGAAGAGGAGGAUUAUUAG
Molecule: messenger RNA, 675 nt
Organism: Trypanosoma brucei brucei TREU927
Lineage: Eukaryota; Euglenozoa; Kinetoplastea; Trypanosomatida; Trypanosomatidae
Exons: 1
Coding region: 1-675 (224 amino acids)
Source: RefSeq, a predicted model, not a curated record